CUUGCUUUAACACAUAAAACUUUCUGUGGUAACAGGGAUUCGUGUGGCACUUUUUCAAUUUCAAUAUGUUCACCAUUUGUUUCCUGAUGCCAAUGUAGCUGUAUUGUCGCACAUGGGCAUGCUUCCUGGGUGGUCUUCUCUUUUUUAUCAGCUUGUUUUAGUGGCUCACAGCACUUCCACUACUUGUCUACCUUGACUUUUUGACUCACUCCAAGACAAUUAUCCGAGAUGGAGGUCUCCUCGUGAGGGAAGAGAGUUUGCUUCAUUGUACAAAAGAAGCAAAGGAAAUGGAGCAGUGCAUGUCUGCAUGGAUGGUAGCUCCUUCCUGGAGAUAUUGACUUGCUGGGAUGAGAAAGCUUUUUUCUAAUUCUGCUGCAGUAGAUCUUAUAUGUCUCUUUUAAAUGUCUCUCCAGGAAUCUGUGCAUUAGUUCUAAAGCUUAGUUUUGACAUAUAAAACUGUAACUGAAAUAAAAUCAAACCUAAAAUAUUGAUGGUAUGUUUGCAGUUUUUAGGCAUUUACAGUACAACUAUCUCUUCUUUUAUAAACAAAACUCAUUAAGGAAAUUCAUGGAGAGAUUGUUUUAUUAUUAACGACGCUAAUUUACAAUGUCUACAGUGGAUGAUUUGUGUUUUUUCCCAUUAUAGAAGAGAAAAGCUUUUGAAAGAGCAGAGAAUGAAAGGUGGACAGAAAGCAUGGAGCUCCAAAAAGCUACAGAGGAUAUAGAGAUUAGUCAACUUAAGCAGCGGGUCUGGGAGCAGGAGGCUUUGCUGACUGAGAGGCAAGAACAGUUGGAAACGUUGGAAGGAGAAAUAGAAACACAGCAGAAGACAAUUGGUGAUCUAAAGUGUCAGAAAUCCCAGCUCGAGCAUGAUCUGAAUCAGUAUCAUGCUAAAUUAGAGAUAGCAGUUAAAGACAAAAUGGUAAUUGAGCAGGAAUUAAAGCACACAAAAAUGUUAAUCGAGCAGUCAGAGGCCACGUGGUCUUUGACUCAGAAGAAGCUAGACGAUUUCUUAAAAGAUAGAAACGAUGGCCACGAUAUUAAUACCCAAAGUCUUCACAGAAAAAAAGAUGUGGAGGAAAUAGACUUUGCCACUGUUCAUGAGCUGCAAAGCCAAAUCCAUGCUAAAAGUGUGGCUCAGCAGCCUUUGGCCUUUGACAGCCAGUCAGCAGGAGACUGUGAGCUGAGAUCAUCUGCAUUCAGAGAAAAUGACAGCACGAUGGUGGAUGUUCUGCAGCAGAAAUUAGAGGAGCUGGUCCUGGUCCAGAGAAAAGCAGACAUGGCUGAAGAAAAAGCACAGAGUUAUAAAAAGCUGUUAGAUGACAGCAAUAACAGACUGAAGAAACUUCAGAUGGACUUGGAAGCUGAGAGGAUUAGCAUGAGACAGAAAUCAGAGGAACUCCAGCAGGAAACACAGAACAUGAAGAAAUCCAUCAAUGAGCUUCAAGACGAAAUCAGAUCUCUCAAAAGAGCAAAGUCCUCUCUGGAACAAAACACGUUUUUUCACAGCACUGAAAUAGAAGGCCUUAAAGAGCAGCUGAACAUCGCCCACGGAGAGCUGCAGAAAAAAAGCUCCAUUGAACAGGAAAAUAGUUACAAGAUUAACAGCUUAGAAUUAGACCUGGCUUCCAAGCAGUCAGUAAUAGAUCAGCUGAAGUUUAAAUGCAGUGAGCUGACGAGGAUGAAUGUCUCAUCGGAGAGUAAUAUUCAAGGUCUUCACAUCCAGAUGGAGUCAACGGAAAAAGAGAGGUCACUUUCAGAACAAAAGCUCAGGUCUUUAAGGAGAGAGAUCGACAGCUGGAAACAGCAAGUUCAAACAGCAAAGGAAGAAAGUAGCUUAAUGAAAAAAUCUGAGCAGGCGCUGCAGGGCAAGUGUAAAAAUCUGGAAGCAGAACUUCAAAAAAGUGAAUUAGCUGCUUCUCAGUGGCAGGCGAGAGUAGAUGAGAUGAAACAGAUCAAUCUGGAGAUGGAGGAAAAUCUAAAGAACAUCAAAGCUAAACUGGAUCAGGCGAUGAUGGAAAUUGACAGCAAGGAUCAGCAAAUUAAAAUCUUCAGGGCUCAAGUAGAGGGCACCAAAUCACAGGUCAGAAUUAUCGAGGAGGAGCUGAAUAAGAAAUCGCAAAGCUCUCAUGAGCUUCAAAUUAAACUGCAAGAUUACAGUGAGGAGGUAAAGAAAAUGACUGAACUGCAGCAGAAAAUCAAAGUUCUCAGUUCAAGUACUGCCAGUUAUGAGAAAGAAAUAACCUCUCUUAAAACUGAGCUGAUGUCAGUGCUUUCUGACAAGAAUUCGGCAAAUCAAAAGGUCCACAUACAGAAAGCUGAAAUCAAUGAUUUGAAAGUGAUGCUGAAUGCUAAAAAUGCACAACUGCAGAAGGAAUGUGCCGAGAAUCAAAAGCAUCUCAGUAAAAUCAAAGCUUUAGAAGAUGAGCUUUUCAAACAAAAGCACAGUUUUAAGGGGUUAACCAGCACCUCGGAGAAAAUGACAGAAAACGUAAAGCAGGAACUUUACACGCUUCAGAGUGAGAAGAGAGAAACGGAAAGGAAAGCCGAGAACCUGAACGCUAAACUUUCAGAUUUAAGCUCCUCACUGCAAAGAACAAAAGACGAGUUAGCGAAAGAGGCCCAAGAGAGAAAAGUCAAAGAGUCCAAACUAAUUCAGCUGGAGGCUGAGCUUCAGAAAAAUAGAAUAACAAUCAAAGAAAUGAUGUUCAGUUCUGAGAAAUCCAGAUCAAACCUACAAAAUGAGAAUACACUUUUAAAGAGGGAGAAAGCUGAGGCAUUAGAGAAAAGCAUCUUAUUGGGAUCUGAAGUCAGAAAACUGAGAGAAAACCUUCAGCACGCCCAAUCGGAAGCCGAGCAAAAGCAAAUAGAAAACGCUGCGCUUCAGCUGAGGUCCCAGCAGAUGGAGGAACAACUGGAUAAGUGUAAGAAAAUGCUGGAGGAGUUAAAGAGCAAACUAGAACUCCAGAGAGAGGGCUAUGACAGGCAGUUGCUGCUAGUGAAAACUGAAAUAGAGAGAAAAAUCAUUUUACUGCAGUCCGAGCUCACAAACGACAGCGAGAAAUCCAAAGUGCACAGCGCUGAACUAGCAGAGAUGCUGAAUAAGUAUUUCAAGCAAGACAUGAAGCAGAUAAAACAUCAGAGCACAGCUGAUUCAAAGCAACAGCUGGACCAACAGCUUCAAAUCAAAAUGGACAAAGUGCAGCAAGAGAGAACGAAGCUCGAGCGAGACUUGUCAAAAGCAAAAUCUCAAAUAGACGAACUCGAGGAAGAAAAAGUCGAACUCAAGUCAAAAAUCAGUGCUAUGCAAAGCCUUUGCAAUGAGCAAACGGGUGAAUGGACAAAGUUUCAACAGCUGUUGAAAGACAGCGAGUGGAAACUCACAAUGAGAGAAAAUGAGGCAAGAUCUCUGCGGGAACAAAUAGUGCUGUACGUCAAAGAGGUUAAAGGCCUUCAGGAGAAGCUUUCGACACUCGGAUUAGAGGCGACUCAGUGCAGUUUCCAGUAUGUGAAAGACAACAAGGCUGAUCUGAUGAAUGCAGAUGUCGCUAUAAUGCAGAAAAUGGUGCACUCAAAUCAAGAUACAAAAAGCAGGAGAGAUGAAGAGAUUCUCUCAGUGAAAAAGUCCUCACAGAUGGCAACAACGGAGAACAAAAUCACCCUUGAAGUGAUUAAACAUGUCAGACAAGAUAAGAGGGAGAUCAUUCACAGUCAAAGCCUUCAGCAGGAUUCAACAACAAACUCAAUGUUGGAUAGCUCCCCUUAUCAAACUCCCACUUUUCUCAAGAAAGAUGUGCAAAGUGUGACUUACAAGAGCCACGUUAACACUGAUUUCCAAAGCUCUGUGACAGCACAGGGAUACAUGGCUCUGUUGGGACUUAAAGACAAACAGCUGCACGAAACUAAUGUCAGCAAGACAAAAAUGUACCAAAGCGCAUCAGAGAGUAGUAUAACAGACCGCGAUGGACAGCAGAGCGUGACAUAUUCAACUCCCCAAAAGCUCCCAGACCUCAAAGGGGGUGUAAGCAUUCAAAAUAUUGUCAAAUUUAGGCCCUCAGAUGAAGAGUACAUCGGCAAACCAGCUGCUAUUGCUGGAAUUUAUGUGGAGUCGAGCAAGAAAAAGAUAUCCUUCCUGGAAGCUGCUGAGAAGGGCUUCCUAGCAAAGACAUAUGCCCUUGAGUUUCUCGAGGCUCAGGCUGCAACAGGAAGCCUUACAGAUCUGGCUACCGGACAAACGCAUUCAGCUGCCGAGGCAUUGGAGAGGGGGAUUAUAGAUCCGAGCCUGAAAGACAGACUGAUGGAGGCUGAGAAAGCUAUUAGUGGCUACAUCUUUAAAGGCAAAAAGCUGUCUGUGUUUCAGGCCAUGGAGGAAAGAAUUCUCGAUAGAUACAAAGCCAAAAAGAUCCUUGAGGUCCAGGUUGCUACUGGAGGACUGAUAAACCCAGCAACUGGGGUCAGGGUAACAGCUCACAUUGCUGUAGAUCAGGGUCUUUUGAACAAGGAGACUCUACAGAGUCUCUAUGAUCCAGUCAGUAACCCCAAAGGUUAUCACAACCCUGACACUGGACAGAAAGCAUACUACUCUGACAUACUGAAGGCAUGCUUGUACGACAUCAGUGGUGGAGUGUUUCUCUUUCCGUUCGGUCAGAGGCACCUAACAAGCACAUCUCCUGCCAGCUCUCAUAGGGUGUCAGUUGUCAACAGCAACUGUGGCACUGAGAUGUCAGCCUAUGAAGCAUUCAAGGGGAAACACAUUGACAAGAAGACAUAUCUGUUUCUGUCACAGCAGGAGAGUGAAUGGCAGGAGAAGUCCACAGCUGACCCCAGUGGAACCCCACUUCACGUCAUUACUGAUGUCAAAGGUGGCCGACAGCUUUGCCUUGAGUCGGCUCUAAGUCAGAGAUUCCUGGAAUCGUCUGAGCUUGAGAGCUAUCGCAGAGGUCUUCUUAGUAUCACUGAGAUCGCAGACAUGAUAUUUUCAAGAAUGGUUGUUGUGGAAGAUGUUAACAGCCCCAUUGCUGGACUUUGGGAUGUCACUCAGAAGAAAAGGCUUUCGGUUUUUCAGGGUUUUCAACAGGGCUUUACUGACAGACCUACUGCUUUGCGGCUGUUAGAGGCCCAGGCCUGCACUGGAGGUAUUUGUGACCCGUCAUGUGGAGAGAGAGUUACCCUCACCGAGGCUCUCAAAAGAGGUCUUUUGGAUGAAGCACUGAGUCAGCAGCUUCUGCAGUUUGACCAAGCACUUAAUGGCUUCAUUCAUCCCAAGACCGCAAAGACUUUGUCUGUUUCCCAGGCUGUUCAGGAAAAUCUCCUCCCAAAAGACGCCGGUUUCCGUUGUAUUGAAUUCCAGCUCCUGACUGGAGGAUUGAUAAAACCUGACACCCACGACAGAAUCUCACUUGAAGAAGUCGUUCAGAGCGGACUCGUUGAUAAAGUUACCGCCACUGUACUCAAAGACGAGAAGUUCCACACCAAAAGCCUCACCUGUCCAAGGACCAAGAGAAGAAUUACAUUCAAAGAGGCUCUGGAGAGAAGCGUGUACGACUGCCACACCGGGUUAAGGUUACUGGAAGCUAUGAAAUCCCACGGUUUUGGACCAAAGUCAACAUUUCAUUAUGUUUGGGCAUAUAAAUAAAAACCUGUCAGUUAUUAUAGCAUUAGCCUUUGGUGGGGUGGAUUUAAAGUCUUUUCUCGUUAUCUUUGACCUUUUGAUGAACAAAGAUGCCUCUUGUGGUAUUACCAAUGAAGCCUCGCAUUGCUAAACUGGUAAAAAAUAUUUGUGUUUCAGUGCUGCUGAUUCUUCUUCAGCUCUGACCAAAACAGUUUUUCAGUACAUGGUUGUCCAAAGCUUUCUUGUGUUUUCUUCUUUUGGUUUUUGCUGAUUUUAACCUGAUCAUGAAUGGAUUUUGACAGCUCUCUUCCUGUGUUUUGGUUUAUUUUUGUAGCAAAGUUAACAAUUUUGUUAAAAGUCCAUCUAUUUUAAUUCUAGAGAUC
Messenger RNA from Haplochromis burtoni (Burton's mouthbrooder), 5993 nucleotides. RefSeq names its product desmoplakin-like. Gene Ontology annotation, molecular function: structural molecule activity. Bases 694 to 5634 code for a protein of 1646 amino acids. Gene Ontology annotation, biological process: skin development; wound healing; cell-cell adhesion. The record is from RefSeq and is a predicted model, not a curated record. Lineage: Eukaryota; Metazoa; Chordata; Actinopteri; Cichliformes; Cichlidae. Gene Ontology annotation, cellular component: intermediate filament; cytoplasm; intercalated disc. The transcript has 2 exons.